GAUUGAGUCCGCCUGGUAAGGUAAGAUGGCGGAUGGUGCUAUUAGGUGCUGAGGAGACCGGACAGAAGAGGCAGACGGGGGGAAUGCUGGAUAGCGGGCGGUGGCUGCCCAUGUUCUGCCUGGCCAGGCAUCGUCAUCCCCCAAGUACUGGACGCAAAUGAGAAUGGAAGACAUGUCUCUGUCUGGCCUGGAUAACAGUAAACUGGAGGCUCUUGCUCAUGACAUAUACACUGACCUGGUGGAGGACACGUGUCUCGGGCUGAGUUUUGAGGUUCACAGAGCUGUUAAGUGCGGAUACUUCUUACUGGACGAGACAGACCCUGAAAGUAUGAAGGAUUUUGAAAUCAUAGACCAGCCGGGUGUAGACAUCUUUGGCCAGGUCUAUAAUCAGUGGAAGAGCAAAGAGUGUGUGUGUCCCAACUGUAAUCGCAGUAUAGCAGCCUCCCGCUUUGCCCCCCACCUUGAGAAAUGUUUAGGCAUGGGGCGGAACAGCAGCCGCAUUGCUAAUCGAAGGAUUGCAAGCAGUAAUAAUAUGAAUAAGUCGGAGAGUGACCAGGAAGACAAUGACGAUGUCAAUGAUAAUGACUGGUCAUAUGGAGCAGAGAAGAAAGGUGCGUUUAGUCAAUCUGGAGCUAAGAAGAGAAAAUCAGAAAAGAAUCCAAACUCUCCGCGGAGAUCAAAAUCUAUAAAACACAAAAAUGGGGACCUCUCCGUAAACACAGACCCGUUUAAGCAGUACAGUAGCAGUUCAGGAAUUAGUUAUGAAAAUCUGGGUCCAGAGGAGUUACAUACCCUGCUAACCACGCAAUGUGGUGUAAUAUCCGAGCAUACCAAGAAGAUGUGUACGAGGUCUCUACGCUGCCCCCAACAUACUGACGAUCAGCGGAGGUCAGUCCGGGUUUACCUCCUCGGAUCUUCAGCCUCUCUCCCGGAGCCUGAUGGCAGUACGGAUAAUGACAGUUUUGAUGUGGUGGAAGGACAGGCGUUGAUGGGUCGAUUGCCGUGGGAUGGAUCCUCUGAUAUCUCUCCAUCCGAUUCUGUCUCCUCCAAAGCGAGUACAAAUAACUCCGAUACACGGAAACCCAAAAAGAAAAAGCCAAGUCACAUCAACAUGAGUAGUGCAGGGGGAGCCAGCAAAAAGAAGAAACCCAAAGCCCCUGCACCAUUAACGCCAGGAAUGUACAGUGAACUCAACUGAGAGCAAGAGACGUUGUGUCAUGGAUCCAAUGGCUCUGAGCCUGUGUCUACAUGGGCUGUUACCUCUGCCUGCUUAGCCCACUGGCUGCAAAUGGUUAAUACCAGGCUCAUCCUCCUCUCCCUCCCGUGAUAAACCCACUACUGUGAAAAAACCCGAAACAUGUCCUAUGUCAAAGGAAAAAAAACGAUGCCUUCUAUCAGGCAACGUCCUCCUUCCCACCACUUGUGGUGUCUGCGUGCUGCCAUGUUCUGUAUGCUGCAUCUGUGCUGCCAGUGAUGUCAGAACUAUAAUGGGUGGAGUUUGUUUGGGGGGGGGGGGGGGGGCGGGACCACAGAACGAACGGGAGGUUAUAAUGGAGUCCUUCGCUGAGACUAAAAGUGUUAGACCCCUGCUGCUGAGGUCGAAUGGAGAUUUGGGGUCUUUCAGCAGAUAACUGGACUGUGUAACACAACGGGACUCCAGUUUCCCCGUGCUAAAACUCUCAUCUCUGGAACAUUCUGGAAUGCGAGACCUAAAACUUGAAGAUUUUCACAAAAAAAAAAAAAAAUCAUGCAAGAAAAAAACUAAACAAA
Molecule: messenger RNA, 1770 nt
Organism: Bufo bufo (common toad)
Lineage: Eukaryota; Metazoa; Chordata; Amphibia; Anura; Bufonidae
Gene: ATXN7L3
Product: ataxin 7 like 3
Exons: 12
Coding region: 158-1198 (346 amino acids)
Biological process (GO): positive regulation of DNA-templated transcription; regulation of transcription by RNA polymerase II
Cellular component (GO): SAGA complex; DUBm complex
Molecular function (GO): transcription coactivator activity
Source: RefSeq, a predicted model, not a curated record